This is a messenger RNA of Helianthus annuus (common sunflower), 938 nucleotides long. RefSeq lists its product as uncharacterized. Bases 155 to 856 code for a protein of 233 amino acids. The transcript is spliced from 2 exons. The record is from RefSeq and is a predicted model, not a curated record. NCBI's taxonomy places the organism in Eukaryota, Viridiplantae, Streptophyta, Magnoliopsida, Asterales, Asteraceae.
CCCCGGGGGUGCGCCCGCCCACCUUGAACUAUGCUUGGGUCCGCCCCUGCUUGUAUCAUUGUUAAUCACCUCAAAAGUGGGAAUAACGUUAUCUAAAAGCUACCAAAUUCAUAAAAACAAGUUGGCCACGUUAAGCUUGUAAGCCCCACCCCAUAUGACAUCCUCUUUAAGGGGAACAUCAAAAUUCCUAAGUGGCCCCAAUCCCCAUUACUCUCAUUUGUCACCAUUUUCAACCCAUUAUAAAUCCAUGCCAAUGCUUCCAUCCGAAUCCAGUUCCAGUUCCAGUUCCAAUUCCAAUUUCAAUGGAAACUCACCGCCGGCAGAAAGCCAAUUCCACGGGAGAUAUAUUCACCUUCCCUUCCAUGUCACACGAUUUGAAGUCCGAAUCCGAGUUAGCCGAUCAGUUAUUCUCCAACGAACGAGCAGCAUUAGCAGCAAGGGCUCGUUGAUGUCGUCUCGUAGUAACAGCUCAAACAGUAGCAGUAACAGUAACAGUAGCUGCAGCAGUGCGCGAACAAGCACUAGCGAAGCGUCACCAAGAAAAAAGUUAUCAACAACCAAUCAAGCCAGGUCUGUUGCAGUUAAAUCUAGCAACAUUAGCCAUAGGUUUCCUAACAAGGAAUGGCAAGCUCGAAACUACUGCGACAAAUACGGGCAUUCGCAGAGAUGGCAGUUUAUUUCGCCGGUUCCAGUGUUGAACCGGCGAAAUUCUACGAAGAAAAGGAAGGGGAGGAAAGGGAAGCGUGAGAGAGAUGUUAGGAAGGGGGUUUGCAGGAGGUUUUUUGGGUGGCUUGUGUCGACAUGCCAAGAGUGUCAUGCUAUUGAACCUUCUAAGAGGUUGAAAGUGAGUAUUUGAUUAAUAAUUAUUUAUUGUUUACUUGUGUUUUUUUUUGGAUAAAUUCAUGGGGUUGAAUCUGUGAUUUCUUUCUUUCUGUCUA